UCCCUCUCCAAGACGCUGAUAUAUUUCGCCUGCUCCUGCUCAUUCCUUUCAACUCACUCCCGUAUCUCCACUCAAGCCAUCAACAAUGGCUGCCUCUUUCUCCUCCUCCUUCUCCCUCAUAAUUUUCUUCACACUUCUCUGCCUAUCCAAUGCCUCCCCACGUCUCCCCACCAACUUAAAGCUCAUCCCCGUGACCCCUCACCUCCAAUCCUCCAUCCCCUCCUUCGAUCAGAUCAACGCCCAUGACAAAAGCCGCCUGAGCUACCUCGACAACCUCAUCAAGAAAACCAGUGUUCCCAUCGUCUCCGGCCGCGCCUUCCAGCAAGCCGGCAACUACUUGGUCAGGGCCAAUGUGGGCACCCCCGGCCAGACCCUGCUCAUGGUCAUGGACACCAGCAACGACGCUGCAUGGCUCCCCUGCUCCGGCUGCAGCGGCUGCUCCUCCCAGACCCUCUUCACCCUCGAACAGUCCUCCACCUACAAGCCGCUGCAGUGCAGCGCUCCCCAAUGCCGGCAGGCGGCGAACUGGUUCUGCGCCCCGGCGACGUCCGACUGCCAUUUCAACAUGACCUACGGCGGCUCCUCCUUCGACGCUCUCCUGUCUCUGGACUCGCUCGGCCUAGCCCAGGACACUCUGCCCGGCUACGCCUUCGGCUGCCUCCGGACCGUGACCGGAACCUCCAUCCCGGCGCAGGGCCUGCUGGGACUGGGCCGAGGGCCGCUCUCGCUUCUGUCACAGGCCGGAAACCUCUACCAGAAAACCUUCUCCUACUGCCUGCCGGACUUGAGGGCCACCAAUUUCACCGGUUCGUUGCGUCUCGGAACGGUCGGCCAGCCGAAACGUAUCAAGUACACCCCGCUGUUGGCCAACCCCAGAAGGCCCACCCUGUACUACGUGAACAUGACCGGGAUAAGAGUGGGGAAGAGGUUUGUGGACAUCCCUUCAAGCGCCCUGGCCUUCAACCCUGCCACCGGCGCCGGAACCAUAUUCGACUCGGGAACGAUGGUGACUCGGUUGGUGGCGCCGGUCUACGCGGCGGUCCGGGCCGAGUUCCUGAGACGGAUCAACCUACCCGUCUCGUCGCUGGGUGGGUUCGAUACGUGCUUCACCCAGCCGAUCGUGCCGCCGACGAUCUCGUUCCAUUUCGACGGGAUGUUCGUGACGCUGCCGACUGAGAACGUCGUCAUACACAGCAGCUUCGGGACGACGACCUGCCUGGCCAUGGCCGCGGCGCCGGACAACGUCAACUCCGUGGUGAACGUCAUCGCCUCGUACCAGCAACAGAACCACAGGGUUCUGUACGACGUAGCCAACUCCCGCCUCGGUGUGUCACGUGAGCACUGCAGCUAAUGGCCACGGGUUGGUCACGUGACCUCGGGUUGCGGCUAAGUCCUGAUAUUUGUCGCGGGCAUUCGUGGUGUGUGGCUGCUUCCGGUUCGUCUUCUCUGUUCAGCCUUAGUUCAAAUCCGGCCGUCGUCAUUGCUUUGCUUGUUGAUGCUUCUCAUUUUUCAAGUUCCUUUCAGUAGCUUUUUUUUUUUGUUCUUCUUCCCAUAAUGUGUGCUGAUGGGUGUAGCAGGUCAUGGUAAAAGGCAUGUUCAAAACUACAAAAUAACAGCCUUUUCUUGUGAGAAAUCCAAUUUUUUUUUUUGUGUGUGUUUUUUUUUUACCAAAGUUAAAGUCUGAGUCUGUAUCUUUAAUUUCCCUCUUCAAUCAUGAAUCGGAUUAGUUUAA
This is a messenger RNA of Nymphaea colorata (pocket water lily), 1732 nucleotides long. RefSeq names its product aspartyl protease AED3-like. Gene Ontology annotation, biological process: proteolysis. The coding region runs from base 86 to 1351 and encodes 421 amino acids. Lineage: Eukaryota; Viridiplantae; Streptophyta; Magnoliopsida; Nymphaeales; Nymphaeaceae. The record is from RefSeq and is a predicted model, not a curated record. Gene Ontology annotation, molecular function: aspartic-type endopeptidase activity. The transcript has a single exon.